Messenger RNA from Hypomesus transpacificus, 3721 nucleotides. Its product is annotated as cadherin-12-like. Gene Ontology annotation, biological process: cell morphogenesis; calcium-dependent cell-cell adhesion; homophilic cell-cell adhesion. The record is from RefSeq and is a predicted model, not a curated record. The transcript has 12 exons. Gene Ontology annotation, molecular function: cadherin binding; calcium ion binding. Lineage: Eukaryota; Metazoa; Chordata; Actinopteri; Osmeriformes; Osmeridae. Gene Ontology annotation, cellular component: catenin complex; plasma membrane; adherens junction. The coding region runs from base 529 to 2925 and encodes 798 amino acids.
CUCCCCUGCUCGUCAUCCGAACAGCACUGGGAGACUUUAACGCUCACAGUCUCUCGCUCGCCCUAUUGUAUUGUUUUUGUACCUUGUGCGGCACGCGUCUUGGUACUGUCUCCGAGGUGGGCUCCCUCUUUAAGCAGUAAAAGGAUAAUGUAAGAAAGGCACCAAAGAGAACGAGAGGGUAAAUGAGAAAAGAGGGAAUUAAAGAGGAGGAAAAGGAGGAGAGAAGAGAGGCUCCCCUUGUAUCCUACGCUGGAAGAAGCUUUGAGGAUUGUUUGAAUCCAUCAAUGUUUGGAUUAAAUCAUAUUUAACGCUGUCUUCUGUAAAUGUGCUUUCUUCAAGGUGAUGUGUGCAGUUAAUCAUUGAGAGAAAACGACAAUAGACCCAAGUGGCAUUGGCAUCUCUGUUUCGUCUCAUCAUAUCCUGCCUCCUCCUGUCCCCUGGCACGCAUCCCUCCCUUUGGCCUUCCAGUGUGGCUUGGCUCGUGUCUUUGGGACUUUAACUUGGAGACCUCCACCCCACAGACCGCCAAUGCUUACAAGGAACUGCCUGCUGCUGUUCCUCUGGUUUCUCAUCGACAAAGGGUCCCUGUCUCCGGUGCGCCCACCUACCCCACCUCUGACCAGGAGCAGGCUGGGGAGGGAGCAUCCCAGGAGCCUGCUGGGCCCCCCCAUGAGGAAUGGGGCUGCUGGGUUUCAACGUGUCAAGAGGGGCUGGGUGUGGAACCAGUUCUUUGUGCUGGAGGAGUACAUGGGGUCGGACCCACAGUACGUGGGCAAGCUACACACUGACAUGGAUAAGGGUGAAAGCGUGGUGAAGUACACUCUCUCGGGAGAUGGGGCUGGCUCAAUUUUCUCCAUUGACCAAACAACUGGGGACAUCCAUGCCUUAAGGAGUCUUGACAGGGAGGAGAAGCCUUACUACACCCUCCGCGCCCAAGCUGUCGAUAUCGACACAAACAGGCCCCUGGAGCCUGAGUCGGAGUUCGUAAUCAAGGUCCAAGACAUCAACGACAAUGAGCCAAAGUUCCUGGAGGGUCCAUACACGGCAAGCGUCCCGGAGAUGUCACCAGUUGGGUCCUAUGUGACACAAGUGACAGCCACGGAUGCAGAUGACCCCACCUAUGGGAACAGCGCAAGAGUUGUUUAUAGCAUCCUCCAUGGCCAGCCAUACUUCUCUGUAGACCCCAAGUCAGGAGUAAUAAGGACAGCCUUGCCCAACAUGGACCGAGAGGUGAAGGAGCAGUACCAGGUUCUCAUUCAAGCCAAGGACAUGGGGGGGCAACUGGGGGGUCUGGCUGGGACCGCCACCAUCAACAUCACCCUCAGCGACGUCAACGACAACCCACCACGGUUUUCCAAAAGUUUCUAUCACCUAAAAGUUCCAGAGUCGUCAUCGAUCAGCUCGACAGUCGGAAGAAUAAAAGCUCAUGACUUGGACAUCGGCAAGAAUGCAGAAGUGGAGUACAACAUCGUACCUGGCGACGGUGGAGCCAUGUUUGACAUCACCACUAAUGAACACAACCAGGAAGGGAUCAUAAUUCUCAAGAAGCCUUUGGACUACGAGACCAAGAAGUCCUACACCUUCAAGGUGGACGCUUCCAACGCCCAUGUGGAUCCACGGUUCCACAGCUUUGGGGCCUUUAAGGAUACAGCCACAGUCAAGAUUAACGUUCUAGAUGUGGACGAGCCCCCAGUGUUCAAUAAGCCCUCCUACAUGAUGGAUGUGUAUGAGGACACGCCAGUGGGCACCAUCAUCGGAGCUGUGACUGCUCAAGACUUAGACGCCAGCAGCAGUCCUGUAAGGUAUUCCAUUGAUUGGAAGAGUGACCUGGACAGUUACUUUGACAUCGAUCCAGUAGAAGGGACUCUAUCCACCAACGAACUCCUGGACAGAGAGAGCAUCGCCCAGCACAACAUCUUCAUUGUGGCCACCAAACUUAAUAGUCCUGUUCUAACAAGCAAAGUGGCUGUCACUGUGCAUGUCCUAGACAUUAACGAGUUUCCACCUGAGCUGUCCACACCCUACGACACCUAUGUGUGUGAAAAUGCCAAAGUAGGGCAGGUUAUUCAAACAAUUAGUGCAAAGGACCAAGAUCUAUCUCCCAUUGGUCAGAAGUUCUCGUUCAAAUCACCAGAAGAUGAAAACAAGAAUUUUUCCAUCCGUGACUUUGGAAAUAAUACAGCUGGAGUUGUGACCUGGAGGAGUGGCUUCAGGCGACGUUCCCAAGAAAUCUACUUGCUGCCGGUGGAGAUUGAGGACCGAGGCUACCCGGUCCAGGUCAGCACAAGCACACUGACCAUCCGUGUAUGUGGCUGUGACUUGGAUGGCUCCCUCCUCACCUGCAGCGCAGAGGCCAUCUUUCUACCUGUGGGACUCAGUACAGGAGCCCUGAUCGCAAUCCUUCUGUGCAUCGUCAUUCUACUGGUUAUUGUGGUCCUCUACGUUGGCUUGAGGCGCCAGAAGAAGAAGGAGACCCUGAUGACUUCCAAGGAGGACAUCCGUGACAACGUGAUCCACUAUGACGACGAGGGUGGCGGCGAAGAGGACACCCACGCCUUCGAUAUGGGCACCCUGCGUAACCCCAAGGUCAUCAAGGAGAACCUGUACCGGCGGGACGUGAAGCCCGAGGCCAAACCUGGGGCUAAAGUCCCCGUGUCCCAGGACAGUGCUGACAUCCGCGACUUCAUCACCCAGCGUCUGAAAGAAAAUGAUGUGGAUAACUCGGCCCCUCCCUAUGACUCUCUGGCCACGUACGCUUACGAGGGCGAAGGCUCGGUGGCUGAAUCGCUGAGCUCCAUUGAGUCUUUGGUCGCGGAUGUUGACGAGGACUACGAUUACCUCAAUGAAUGGGGGCCACGCUUUAAAACCCUGGCAGAGAUAUUUGGAGAACAGUCAGAGACAGUAGCGACAGAGAACACACAUUGAUGUUGUUACUUGUAGACUCCAAACAUGGACAUGAAAUUGCAUUGUUUUGGCUUAGAACACUGAGCUCGUUCUUAGAACUUAGAACUUUCUUUUUUUAUGGUUUAUAAAAAAGAUUUGUAGCUGUUUAUUUUAUUUUCCAUAUUGUUGUUUGCUAUCCCAAGAUUGUACACAAGGGGAGUAGUUUGAUAAAUGACAGGCUUUCAAUUACAGUACCUUUUUAUAGUGAAUGUUGCUUUGUCUUAUUUUUUUUAUGAUUUUCUUUUACUGAUUGGGGGAUUAAGACAGAAACAAAGAAAAUGCUAGUGUUUUCUUCAACAUACUUAAAAGUGCCUCAAUAGAUUUGUUUUUCUUUUUUUCACUGCACAUAUCCAGUCUAUUCCAAUUUACAAUCUCUCUCUCAGAACACUUAAAAAUAAAGGUGGUCACCUGACCAUGGAGUGCACGGAACCUCAGAGGCACGUCCCUCCCAACUUUACGAGUACAGUUACGCUAAGUGGCCCUAGUUUGGCCAAAGAUAUUUUGAAUGUUAUUUAUUAUUGUAUUUAUUUAUUGGCUGUAUUGCCUUUUCUUUGUUUCAUAUUGUUUAUGUAUUUAUAUAUUUAACUCUUAAUCAUCACUGUCUACUUUUUAUUUUUGAACACCUUUUGUAAUUAUUCAAGACCCACAUGGAAAAUAAAAGUUUCAGUCAGUUGGGUCAGAUGUAUAGACUUGUACUUGUUGUAAAAAAAAAAAGAUAAUUUAGGGCUAAACUAAAUAAUGCAGUCGAGUCAUGUAAUAACACUGUUUUUUUUUUUAA